AUGUCUAGAAAUUUACAUCCUCCGGUGGAUAAACACCGGCAUUGCAACAAUAGCCUGUCUAAUCCUCCCACUCGUCCAGCUCCAACUCCAAUCCCAGGAACACAAAAUAUACCAACAGCAAUCUUCCUCCCCUUCAUCGCAGCCUUGACAUCCGCCACAUGCGGCGGCAUCAUCUGUCACUUCAGCCAUGCCCCUCUACAACUCCAAGUACCCGCCAUCGUGGCAUACCUCCAAGUCGGAGCCGGUGUCGCCCUCGCUACGUAUUUCAAUUGCUCGUCCCCCACCGCAGACACAGUGUGUCAAGAUAUGAUCUUUUGCGGCCCAUACGGCCAGGAAUCAUUCGCAUUCCAAGUCCUAGACCAGGCCGUAAACUCCGGUAGCAUUGCAGCGUAUGACAGGGGAAAUUCCUCACAGCGCAUGCAGCUGGCCCGGUUGGGUUUAUCCGUUUGUUCUUCGGGCUACUUUCUGGGGAUAUGCUGUGUUCUGGUGGGUGCUUUCACUAAUGCGGCUGUGGAGUUGGAGCGUGUCAUGAAUCGCUGGCUUUUGCCGUGUUCUUGA
Penicillium canescens is the source of this 558-nucleotide messenger RNA. RefSeq lists its product as uncharacterized. Lineage: Eukaryota; Fungi; Ascomycota; Eurotiomycetes; Eurotiales; Aspergillaceae. The transcript has 3 exons. The record is from RefSeq and is a predicted model, not a curated record. The coding region runs from base 1 to 558 and encodes 185 amino acids.